Messenger RNA from Purpureocillium lilacinum, 456 nucleotides. RefSeq lists its product as uncharacterized. The record is from RefSeq and is a predicted model, not a curated record. Gene Ontology annotation, molecular function: carbon-sulfur lyase activity. NCBI's taxonomy places the organism in Eukaryota, Fungi, Ascomycota, Sordariomycetes, Hypocreales, Ophiocordycipitaceae.
AUGGCCUCAAGCGACAAACCCAAAACCAUCUCCGGCGGUUGCCUCUGCGGGUCGGUCCGGUAUACAAUCACCGUCCCUCCGGACCACGAUUUUGACGAUGCGAUCGGUACCUGCCAAUGCUCAUGGUGCCGCAAGGUAACUGGCUCUCUCAUGUUCCGCUUCCAUCAAUUCAAGAAGGUCGACGUUGCAUGGGACGCCGAUUCGACGCUGCGCACCUAUCAGGCGGAGCCAGACAACCACCGCGGGUUCUGCUGCAACUGCGGCAGCUACAUGUUCUUCCGCAGGGAGAAGAGCAAGCUCAUCAACCUUGCGGUGGGAUGCUUCGACGACGACGACCUGCGGAAGUACGGCCCGCUGUUGACCAAGGAGGGGGGCAACUUGUGGUGCCGGAACGAGAUUCCUGGCGUCACGGAUCACCUUACGGGCGAGAAACAUGACACGGAGCCUUCGGAUUGA